AGUAAUGCGCGACGAUUGAUCUGGACGAGGACGAACAACGGGUGAGAACGUCAAGGGCCUGGAGGUGCUGUUGAGUGUCGAAGAAUGCUGCUUGAAACCGGGGCGUCAAGAGGAUCUUGUGCCUUUAAUGCUUUCACUGCCAAACUCUAAGUUGCUGGCCGGAGUUUGCGGGGCAAUGAUGACACUGAGCGCAAUGACCUCAUCAGUGUGCCUUUGCCAGAUCAAGGAUCGUGUGAGAGUCAACACCAGACGCGACCGUGAAAAAUUAGUACCUAAGGAUAUGUAUGAUCUGAUCGUUUUGACUGCGACCCCACUCCUCGCAGAGGGAUGCAAGGGCGCAGAUACUUCAGGUCGAGGGCGUUCGGCAUAGUAGGGUCCUUGAAGGGCGUUUGGACGGUCCCUGUCUUGUAUCUUUUGAUUGGGAUAUAAGACCUCGGGCACAUAUGCUUCCCUGUGGUUACAACGUACUUGGACUACUUGGCUGGGUAGCGAUAUGACGAGGCAACACCAAGAGCUCACUCACAGCCCGGAAGCCCCGGCAGUUCUUCUCACGACCUGCUCCUCUUGACGUUAGGCGGCUCAGCAUCAUACAAUUAUCAAGGACAGUAUUGACUAUCAACACCCUCUCGACCGACCCUCUCGACCCU
Amorphotheca resinae ATCC 22711 is the source of this 647-nucleotide messenger RNA. RefSeq lists its product as hypothetical. The transcript has a single exon. The record is from RefSeq and is a predicted model, not a curated record. Lineage: Eukaryota; Fungi; Ascomycota; Leotiomycetes; Helotiales; Amorphothecaceae. The coding region runs from base 128 to 370 and encodes 80 amino acids.